This is a messenger RNA of Xyrauchen texanus (razorback sucker), 1939 nucleotides long. Its product is annotated as C-type lectin domain family 4 member E-like. The record is from RefSeq and is a predicted model, not a curated record. NCBI's taxonomy places the organism in Eukaryota, Metazoa, Chordata, Actinopteri, Cypriniformes, Catostomidae. The coding region runs from base 41 to 955 and encodes 304 amino acids. The transcript has 10 exons.
CUCAGUUCUUAGAAGGUAAUCGUUCUUUCGUGUUGGUGAAAUGGACCUGAUCUGUGAAGAUUCCAGUUACAUACAUUUGACAAGAACUGCUUCAGGUGACAAAAGCUCACAUUACAAAUGUCUGAAACCCUUCAACCAGGACAUAAAGAAAGAGGUUCUUCUGCCUAAGUGGACUAAAGUUCUCCUGAUAGUUCUCAGCGUCUCUGUUGUUUGUGCUCUCGUAGGCGUCUGUGUUCUGGGGAUGCGUCUAUCUCAUGCUAAACAUUCCAGCAUAUCAGUGUCUGAUCAGUCCCACAAUGACACAGAUUAUAAAGGACAGUUUGAGGAACUCCGCGUCCAAUAUGAGGAAACACUUGGAAAGUUGAACAGAUUAAAUCAUUCCAGCAUAUCAGUGUCUGAUCAGUCCCACAAUGACACAGAUUAUAAAGGACAGUUUGAGGAACUCCUCGUCCAAUAUGAGGAAACACUUGGAAAAUUGAACAGAUUAAAUCAGAGCACAGGCUGUGCACUUUGUGCUGUCCACUGGAUUCAUUCUGGAGGAAAGUGUUACUACUUUUCUACAGUCAAGAUGAACUGGACGCAGAGUCGAGAUUAUUGUGUGACUCUAGGAGGACAUCUAGUUAUAAUAACCAGCAAAGCAGUGCAGGAUUUUCUUGUGUCUGAAGUUAAAGAGACUCACUGGAUUGGUCUUAAUGAUCUGGAAACUGAGGGACACUGGGUCUGGGUGAAUAACCAGCCACUCAGUGAUUCAACAGAAUUCUGGAUAAAACGAGAGAAUGGAGUCAGAGAACCGGAUAACUGGACAAAAGAUCAUCCGGCCGAUUUAAAUAUAGGCAAUGAGGAAGAAGACCUAACAACAAAUGUGAGUGCAUUCCACCACUUGGGGGCCUCAACCACAAACACCCGAUCACCUUUGGUUUUCAAACAGGAACGAGGAACAGAGAGGAGUAACUGAUUUGAUGAUCGAAGAGACCUAGGUGCAGAAGGUUGAUGAAGUAAAUCAGCAAUGUACUGAGGGGCUAAACCAUGCAAGGCCUUAUAAACAUACAGCACAACCUUGAAUUGAACUCUGUAGCUAACUGGGGUAAAAUGCUCUCUUUUCUUGGUACCCACAUGAUCAAUUCCUUGUCAUUUCUUUCUUCCUAACACAGUGAAUGUUACAAACAGUGGUGGGUGUGAUGCAUUACUAAGUAAUUGAUUACUGUAAUUAAGUUACAUUUUCCUUGAAAAGUAAAGUAAGGGAUUACACACAAUUUUUCAGUAAUUUAAUUAGUUACUUCUGAUGUAAUUGUGUUAAAUACUUUAUAGAAUGUAGAAAAAUUCUGUAUAAAACAAUAGUGAAUUUAAAAUCGAAAUUUUACGUCAAAUGUUAAAAUGUAAAAUGUAAAAUGUUUUCUAAUUUAACGCUGCCCCCUUAAAUUCUUUGGCCAGUUAUUGAAUCAUUUAUUUGAUUUUAUAUGUUAUAUUUGAAACAAAUAAAAGAAUAGUUUCAUGUUUAUCCUUGUACUGCUCAUCUGGUCGAGGUUGAUCAGGGUUUACUUUAAAAAGUAAACAUAAUAAGUAAUGCAAUUACUUUUCAGACAGGGUGAUUAGUACCGUAUUCUAAUUACACUGUAGAAGAUGUAAUUAGUAGUUAGUAAUUAAUUACUUUUUUGAGUAACUUACCCAACAUUGGUCUCGGACCAUGAAACAUCAAACCAAAUAACAAAUUUUGUAGAUUGUUUGUGGAUUUCAUUUUUGAAAAUAAAGGCUGUAUUAGGUAUGUUGAACUGAUUUUAGGUUCAACAGUGUUGAUAGGGUCCAAAAGACUGAAAAUUAGAUAAUCAAAAUGUUUUUUUAAAUUUUUUUUAUUUAAUAAAUAAUUUUACCUGGAAAAAAACAGUUUUCAUUGAGAAAAAAAAUAAUUAUGAUGUGAUGACUUGAAAUAAUAUAUAUUUUU